This is a messenger RNA of Cryptotermes secundus, 2455 nucleotides long. RefSeq names its product xaa-Pro aminopeptidase ApepP. The record is from RefSeq and is a predicted model, not a curated record. Lineage: Eukaryota; Metazoa; Arthropoda; Insecta; Blattodea; Kalotermitidae. Gene Ontology annotation, molecular function: metalloaminopeptidase activity. The coding region runs from base 163 to 2277 and encodes 704 amino acids. The transcript has 14 exons.
AGGUGAAUGACUUAUCUUCUCGGGAAGGUCACAGCUCAUUGUGUUGGGGGAAGUAUGCUAUUUCAGAAACAAUUUAAGGCCACAACACCUAAGUAGGCCGUAACAGACGCAUGUGGUAUUGGACCAGUAGGUUGUAGACCCUGCUCUGGAGGCUUAACGGUAAUGCGAAAGCAUUAUUCAAGCGAUACGGAAUGUUUAGAAGUAAGAUUAGUUGAAACGAUAUAUCGUUUGUCAUAUACAGGUACAAUAAGGAUUACAGUAUCUGCAGACACUUCAUUAUUGUGCCGUUCCACGAUGCUGAGGCUCUCUCUCGGAGUACUGGUGCUGGUGGGUUUGGUGGCCUGCAAGACCCCUCCGGAUGCCGGAAAUUUGGUUCUGGUACGUAAUGAAAAUACCAGGUCUCUAUUCGAUAGAUAUUCUUGUGGAUCUGGUGAAACCAGCCCUCCUGGCCGAGUGGACACCACGCAACGUCUCCAGCGUCUUCGCCAGCAGAUGAUUCAGGCAAACUUGUCAGCAUAUAUCAUUACUUCUGGCGAUGAUCACCAGAGUGAAUAUGUCGCAAGUCAUGACCUGCGUCGCGGUUACCUAUCUGGUUUUACAGGAAGCGCCGGUGAUGCAGUAGUCACCCUGCACAGUGCUGCACUCUGGACAGACAGCCGCUAUUAUUUGCAGGCUGAAAAUCAACUCGACUGUAAUUGGGUGCUUAUGAAGUCUGGGUACAAAGAGGUUCCCAGUAUACAAGAAUGGCUGCUGUCUGAGUUGCUUCCUGGAGACCUGAUUUCUGCAGAUUCUAGGAUUAUUUCAUAUACAGAAUGGACUAACUGGGACAGUUAUUUCACCAAAGCAGGAUUGAGACUGGAGCUCCUCUUAGUUAAUCUGGUGGAUAAGAUAUGGGGUGUUGAAGAAGGACGACCUCCUUAUCCUUCUGACCCUCUCUUCGUAUUAAACACAUCAUAUACAGGAUUAUCGUGGCAGGAGAAGAUUGCUGCAGUUCGUCAGUCUAUGGACAAUAACAAUUGUAAUGCCCUUGUGUUGACGGCACUGGACGAAAUUGCGUGGUUGAUGAAUCUGAGAGGUGCUGAUGUCCCAUUUACACCCGUAUUCCAGUCCUACUUGAUAGUGGGAUUAACAUGGGCAACAUUGUAUCUACCUCCCGGAAAAUCUACACCAGACGUUGAAGCACAUCUAAAUGCCAAUGGCAGAAAUGAGGCAGAUAGUGUUAGGAUUAAAAAUUACACAGAUAUAUGGGAUGACCUGCCAAAUUUGAAGGAAGAUGGUGAUAGAGUCUGGUUGCCAUCUGCUUUUAGUUAUGCAAGAGGUGCAAGCUACUUGAUAUACAAAAAGGUGCCAGAAGGAAAGGCAGUGUUUGCUGUGUCACCCGUUUUAUUAAUGAAAGACAGCAAAAGUGACAUAGAAGGUCAUGGAAUGCAGAAUGCACACGUUCGAGAUGCAGUGGCAUUGUGCCAGUUUUUAAGUAUGCUUGAAGAUGGGGUAGCAGCAGGAGAAAUAUGGGAUGAGCUGUCAGCUGUUAGUACCCUCGAACGAUUACGGACUGCACAAUCAUUGAGUCUUGGACCCAGUUUUGGAACCAUUGCUGCAUUUGGCCCCAAUGCUGCACUACCACACUAUGAACCUACAUUUGAAACAAACAGAAUUAUUGAUAAUACUAGUGUUUUCAUGCUAGAUUCUGGAGGGCAGUAUUUAGAUGGUACUACUGAUGUUACACGCACAAUACAUCUUGGCACACCCACAGAUACAGAACGUGAAAUCUAUACCAGCUUACUAAUGGGGUGCAUUGAUAUUGCUUCUACUGUAUUCCCUGAGGGCCAGACACUCUCAUCAUUGGAGAUCUUGAUUAGGGCACCACUGUACAGACUUGGACUGAACUAUGGGCAUGGCAGCACUCAUGGAAUUGGUUUUUGCCUUGGCGUUCAUGAAGCCUUCAACACCACCUAUCAUGAGAAUUUCUUUGGUUCACAAGAACCAGGAUAUUACCAAGAUAAUGAGUUUGGAAUCAGGCUGGAGAAUAUAGUGACUGUUGUGAAAGCAAAUGUUACACUGGGUAGUGAUUCAAAUUAUCUUACUUUCAAACCAGUGACUCUGGUCCCCUACGAUAAUAACCUUAUUAAUCCACACAUUAUGAAUAAAAAAGAGCUCCUGUGGUUAAAUGACUACCAUACUAAGGUCCGUGAAAUUAUUGGGGAAGAACUGUUACGGCAGGGUCUCCAUGAUGUUCAUGGGUGGCUUCUCAGAAAAACUGAGCCAAUAAUAAUAUAAUAUGUAUAAUAAUAAAAAAUGUAUGUACAUUCCACCAUAUUUAAAAAUAAGUGGUCAUGUUUUUUUGUUCCCUUUAAUAGCAAACUAUACUGUAUAUAGUUAAUGAAGCCUGAAACCUGGAACAACUUACACCUUAAGGCUUAAUGCUGGUCUUUCAAUAAAGUGUGUCAGAACAUGG